This is a messenger RNA of Anisakis simplex (herring worm), 135 nucleotides long. The record is from the annotation of a GenBank genome assembly. Lineage: Eukaryota; Metazoa; Nematoda; Chromadorea; Rhabditida; Anisakidae.
GUUUCGCUGGUGAACGUGGCCUCGAGACAAAUGGUCAGGAUAAAUCUGCAUCGGGGUACGGCGACACGAGAGAAGGUGGUGAUGGGCAACAACAGCAAACACCUGCAAAGAAGACUGGCAAGGCGUCCAGUCUGA